Messenger RNA from Magnolia sinica, 3279 nucleotides. Its product is annotated as exocyst complex component SEC10b-like. The record is from RefSeq and is a predicted model, not a curated record. Gene Ontology annotation, cellular component: cytoplasm; exocyst. The transcript has 26 exons. Bases 212 to 2734 code for a protein of 840 amino acids. NCBI's taxonomy places the organism in Eukaryota, Viridiplantae, Streptophyta, Magnoliopsida, Magnoliales, Magnoliaceae. Gene Ontology annotation, biological process: Golgi to plasma membrane transport; exocytosis.
UGGGGCUGCUUAUUAAGCCUCGCCAGCAUUGCAAACUGAAAAUCAUCUGCGAAACAGAAAAACCUCAGUUCAAUCGAGAUCUCCUCUGCCUGCAAUUCCUCUCUCUCGUGCAGUCUGCUCGCAAGAAGGAUCGGAAUCCUAAGGUUUAGACUCCGUGAGGAAGUGAUGUUCUCUUGAGCUAAAAGGAAAACUUCAACACAUUUAGCCCAGAAUGAAAGAAAGUAAAGGUCGAAUCAAGGGAGAUAGAACAGGCACGGCUAUUCCCUCUUCAAAGGCUUCAUCUGUUAGUUCCCUACCGCUCAUUUUGGACAUAGACGACUUUAAGGGUGAUUUUUCUUUUGACGCAUUAUUUGGGAACUUGGUAAAUGAUCUCCUUCCCUCCUUUAAAGAAGAGGAUGUGGAUUCAUUAGAGGGUGGACAGGAUAUUUUAUCCAAUGGACACCUACGAGGUUCAUCUGAAACAACAAAAUCAGCGAAGGGAGCCUCUACUCCACUAUUUCCUGAAGUAGAUGGUCUCCUAUCUUUGUUCAAGGAUUCUUGCAGAGAGUUAGUUGAUCUUCGACAGCAGAUUGAUGCAAAACUCGAUAAUCUCAAGAAGGAGGUCUCUAUCCAAGAUUCAAAGCACUGUAAGACACUUUCUGAGCUAGAAAAAGGUGUAGAUGGGCUAUUUGAUAGUUUUGCUAGGCUGGAUUCACGUAUCUCUAGCGUGGGACAGACUGCUGCCAAAAUUGGAGAUCAUCUGCAGAGUGCAGAUUCUCAGAGAGAAACUGCAAGUCAAACUAUAGAACUUAUAAGGUACUUGAUGGAGUUCAAUAGCAGUCCAGGUGACCUAAUGGAACUUUCAUCCCUGUUUAUAGAUGACAGUCGCGUUGCUGAGGCUGCUUCAAUUGCACAGAAAUUGCGUGCAUUUGCUGAGGAGGAUAUUGGAGGGCAUGGCAUCGCUGUGCCAUCUGUUAUGGGAAAUGCAAAUGCGAGCAGGGGUUUGGAAGUUGCUGUCUCAAAUCUCCAAGACUAUUGCAACGAACUGGAGAAUAGAUUAUUGGCUAGGUUUGAUGCAGCCUCACAGAGGCGAGAAUUAUCAACAAUGGGAGAAUGCGCUAAAAUCUUGUCACAAUUUAACAGGGGUACUAGUGCCAUGCAACAUUAUGUGGCAUCUCGACCAAUGUUUAUUGAUGUGGAAGGGAUGAAUUCAGACACCAGGUUGGUUCUUGGUGAUCAGGGCUUGCAAGCUGGCCCUAGUAAUGUUGCACGUGGUCUUUCUGCUCUGUACAAAGAAAUCACAGAGACUGUGCGAAAAGAGGCUGCCACCAUUAUGGCUGUAUUCCCUUCUCCUAAUGACGUGAUGUCAAUCCUAGUUCAGCGUGUUUUAGAGCAGAGAGUAACAGCAGUUCUGGACAAACUAUUGGUGAAACCCUCACUCUUGAACAUACCUCCUGUUGAUGAAGGCGGACUUCUACAAUAUCUUAGAAUUCUAGCAGUGGCAUAUGAAAAGACACAGGAACUUGCUAAAGAGUUGAGGUCUGUGGGGUGUGGUGACUUGGAUAUUGAAGGCCUCACUGAAUCCCUGUUUCUUGUCCACAAAGAUGAGUAUCCUGAACAUGAGCAGGCAUCCCUAAGACAACUCUAUCAGGCGAAGAUGGAUGAGUUGCGUGCUGAAGUGCAGCAACAGCCUGACACAGCAGGGACAAUCUCACGUUCAAAAGCAGGUUCACUUCUACCUUCACACCAGCAAAUAUCUGUUACUGUGGUGACAGAAUUUGUGCGCUGGAAUGAAGAGGCAAUUUCUAGGUGCACAUUGUUUUCUUCCCAGCCUACUACUCUUGCAGCUUGUGUGAAAUCAGUUUUCAAUUGCUUGCUUGAUCAAGUAAGUCAAUAUAUAACAGAUGGUCUUGAGCGAGCUAGAGAGAGUCUUAAUGAGGCUGCAGCUUUAAGGGAAAGAUUUAUGAUUGGCGCAAGUGUCAGUAGAAGGGUUGCUGCUGCCGCUGCUUCUGCGGCAGAGGCUGCUGCUGCUGCUGGUGAAAGCAGUUUCAGAUCUUUCAUGGUUGCUGUGCAACGUUGUUCCAGCAGCGUGGCAAUAGUCCAACAAUAUUUUACAAACUCCAUUUCUCGGCUUUUACUUCCUGUGGAUGGGGCACAUGCUGCUUCAUGUGAAGAAAUGUCAACUGCUAUGUCCACCGCAGAGGCUGCUGCUUUUAAAGGGCUUCAACAAUGCAUUGACACUGUUGUGGCCGAGGUGGAGCGACUGCUGUCUGCAGAACAAAGAGCAACCGACUAUAGAUCACCUGAUGAUGGAAAUGCUCCCGAUCACCGACCAACAAAUGCAUGCACAAGAGUUGUUGCAUACCUCUCCCGAGUACUUGAUGCUGCAUUCACUGCUCUAGAAAGUCAAAAUAAACAAGCUUUCCUCACUGAACUGGGAAACCGCUUGCAUAAGGGGCUGCUUAAUCAUUGGCAGAAGUUCACCUUUAGUGCCAGUGGUGGCUUGCGGCUGAAGCGUGACAUAACCGAGUAUGGGGAGUUUGUGCGCAGCUUCAAUGCCCCUGCCGUUGAUGAAAAGUUCGAGUUGUUGGGCAUCAUGGCCAAUGUCUUCAUCGUGGCGCCUGAGAGCCUUCCUACUUUGUUUGAGGGAACCCCGAGUAUCCGGAAAGAUGCAUUAAGGUUCAUUCAACUUAGGGAGGAUUACAAAACAGCAAAGAUUGCAUCUAGGCUCAAUACCUUAAUGGCCGAGUCCUAGUUACACCGGAGCACCUGAAAGAUGAAUUGGUGGCUACAGUCAUUUUGAAGUAGGAAACUAUUGGGUUUUGGUGGUAUUUUGGGAAUCGUUAAAUCCGAGCCCAGAAGAAUCCAGUGGGUGUAAUGGACUAAAUUGAUAUGAUAACUCAAUCCGAGCCGGCCAGCCCCUAUUAGUAAACCAUUUUUAAGGGGGGGUUAUUUGAUGCUCUGGCUGCAUAUGACACUUGAUAUGCAGGCACUUAUAAAUUUUACACGUGGCAUAUAUGAAAUUAAACCAACUAAAAUUUGGAACCCACUAUGGCUAAGUUAUGGUCUGAAAAUUAGAUUGAUCAAACAAUCCUAACCUCUGAUUCUUGGACACUUGUUUUUUGAAAUUAGACCAUUGCAAAUAAGAUUAAUAUUUUGUUCAUUGCACAUCCAAAAUGUUAGCCAUACGAUUGGACAGUUUAGUAUGAAUCACUUGUAUGCCACGUGUGCAAUUUCCCAGUAAUUUCUGUGUCUCGUCCAUCACACUGCCAGAGUAUCAAAAGUAUUUCUAUUUUUUAA